This is a messenger RNA of Spodoptera exigua (beet armyworm), 2604 nucleotides long. NCBI's taxonomy places the organism in Eukaryota, Metazoa, Arthropoda, Insecta, Lepidoptera, Noctuidae. The record is from the annotation of a GenBank genome assembly.
AUGCGGAAGACAUCACAAGAUGGUGGAGAUUCCACUUCUAUUACGAGUGGAAUAGAAAACGAAAUUAAAAAGCCCGGAGCAAUUGCAAAAACUAAAAGAAAUUCUAUUAAACGGAAAGUUCAAAAUUUCAGUCACGAAUCUGAUGAUGCUGUCAUAGAGCCACUUUUACAGAAAGAUAAAGAAAAGCCUGAAACAACUAGAUCAAGUGCCAAAUUUAAUCUUUUGUCAAAAACUAAGACUGACGAUUUGAGUGAAAAAGGAACAGAUAAAGACAAACUAAUAACAGACGAUAAAUUGCAAAAGUCAGGAAUAUCGAAUGCUUCUAAUAUCACCGACAGAAUAUCACCUAAUGCGAAAGAAAAUAAUAUACCUAAAAUUACAAAUUCUAAUGCUCCUUUACAUAAUCACAUGAAUACCAAUGUGUUUGGUUCUCCUGAUGGUUUGAAAGGGUUUGUUGCACCAAAAAGUCAAAUUUUAGUCGAGAUUGAUGGCUGUAAACAAGUUGGCUAUAAUCCAAGUCCACUAAUAUUUACAACAGCGAAAAUCCAUACUGAUGGCAAAACAAAACACAUGGAACCGGUUCAAGUAACUCCAGUACCCAUUCUGUCAACGAUUGAAGUGAGUGUAUUAAAAAGUGGGAGCAAUGCAUCUGAAAGUUCUGGUCAAGUAAGCUCCAAUAUUAGUACAGUAUAUGCGAUCCCUCAUAGUAGCAAAAGUAUAAUAGACCCAACCUACAAGGCUGUCAAUAAUGCACCAACAACACAAAACAAGGCAAUAAUUGAUAACAAAAUCUCUAAUAUAACAAGUACUGAAUUAGAUAAGACCUCAAAAGCAUUACCCUCUAGCACAGAAAUAAAACCAACACAACCUAAAAUAUCUCCAACUGGAAUACCAGUUACUAUGGCGGGAAAUAAAAGUUUUAAUAAAGAUAAUAAAUCAGAGAAAUAUAUAAAACCACCUACAACGCAAGCUGGUAGCGAUGCCAAAGUUACAUUAAGUUCAAUUAUUACGACAAAACCUGUAACAACUAAUAAUUCUAUGAAAGACAGUGGAACAUUCGAUAAAACUAAAGAACCUGAACCUAAAAUUGAAUUGAUUAAGACUGCUAAGCUAGACAGCAUAGAUUCAAAGACAAACAAAGAGCGUGACGACAUUAAAUCGAGUAAGGAUAAAAUUAAAGAACCUUUAAAUACUUCUAUAAGUAGCAGGCAAUUACAACGCCAAAGUAUUGUUGACAAGGAAGAUACGAUAUCAAAUAUAAAAUCAACUAACGAUUUGAAAACUACGAACAAAUCAGUUGACAGUCAAAAUAAUAAAUCAGCAGAUAGCCAAAAACCCUUUAACAUUGAAACUAGUGACAAAACUAAAUUGCCAAAACCUAGUGCCAAUAAUAUUCCAGUUACCAAUGUAGCAUUGAAUACCAACACUACCUCUAAUGCAGCACCUACUUUAUCCACUAAUGUAUAUAAAAAUUUUAGUUCCAAUAAAUCAUCAAUUCCUACAGCCACUACUUCAUCUGUCGUAAAGUCACCUAUUCCAACGACAAAAACUUUAUCGGAAGGUAAAUCACCCGCUACAGUAACUACUCCUUCAUCUGCUUCCAAAACGUCUACCGUUUCGUUGACUACGAGUAAAACAAUGGAAUCGACCACGAGUGCGUCGAACGCAACUGCAUCUACAAUCAGUAAAAAUAUGACUAUCCCUGUCACCACAACCCCUCCUGUAAAAAAGACAGUAUCCAACACCACAGUUCCAGUUGCUAAUAAAACAUCAGUGCCUGCAUCGAUGACUGUAGCAUCUAGUAAAGUUACUGUCCCGACAACUACAAAAACAAUAGAAAAUAAAUCAGUUGUGAAAACCACACCUGCAACUAAUGCUCCGAGUAACAAGACGUCAACGACAUCUUCAGGAGCAAACAAGGGACAUAGUCCUAUAGUUACGACAUCAACGGUUAAAGUUACUUCAGGGCCUCAUACCACGUCGACGAUCGAAAACAAAGCCACAUCGAAUUCAAUUUUAACAGCCAAACCUAACAUUUCUAACGCUUCUUUAGUAAAACCGAGUGCUACCACUGCUUCAGUUUCAAAGGCUUUAAAUACUGAAAAAUCGUCUGGUGCAGCUACAUCUGGAAAUAUCAAGCCAGAGGUGACAAAUGCAAGCUCCAAUGCUAAAUCACAAGUAUCAAACAUCCAAUCCAAACCUACGAAUUCAAUAACUACUACAAAACCAUCAAAAAUUUCAUCAGAGGUAACUCCUGCAACCACUUCGCAAAAAGUGGAUUCAGCUAAAUCACAGAAUACAAUAACGACAGCAAAGUCUGUAGCAAGUAAAACUAUCCCUCAAAAUACAGCAGGAAAAUUGACAGACUUCGCACCCAAGAGCUCAACAAGCAACGAAAAAAAUGAAAAACCUUCAUCAGUAAAAAGUACUGUUACAUCAAGUUCAGUUACAACGAGCGGAGUGUCAAAUGUCACGGCUACUGCUGCUGCAACUUCUACUACCUUGGCUUCUUCUGGAUCAUCAUCGAAAACUACAGAAGGUAAUAAACAAAAUGACUCAAAGUCAAAAGAAUUAAGUAAUGGUAGCAAAAGUUUAAAAGCUUAA